AUCAUGCAGGGCCGACGAGCAAGCAUAUUUCACACACGAGUGAGCAACGGUUGCAUAGAAAACGAGAGACCAUCAGAUAGACGAUGAUAGAUGACCACAAUGAAUUUAAUUUUAAGUUGUAAAGAACAUUCGUAGUACUUGAUGUUGACAGAUGAUCAUCGUCAGCAUAAUCACAAGUACUUCUAGAACAAGACCAUAUCCAGAAGAAGAUUCCAAAAAAUGUUUGGUCGAUCCUUAACAAAGAGCUCCGACUUUUCGAUCGGAGAGCAACGGAGUUUGUUCGGUCAUGCAAGACGUAUAAAAGAAGUGGUAAAAACAGAGAGCGGAGGCUAUUCUUAAGGCAUAUUUUUAAGUAGAUGAUUUAAUAUGGGAAGAAGAUGGAAACAAGUAUAAAAAGCCUCCAUAAUCAUGCUGGCGCAAGAUGAAGAGUAGAACAAGAACCGGAACUUCAGUUACGACCACUUCAAUGAAUUACACGGACGAUGAGGUAUGAAUAAUCCCUUGAUCAAAAUCAUUCACUUCUUCAUCAAGUCCUUGUUCCUCCUUCAAUAAAUCGCUGAUGAUGCAGCAUCCUCAGCGAAUGGUGGUGCGAGUGUCGCCUCACUCCUCGGAUUUGGCGACAAGGGUCACUGUGCGACCGACACAUUUCGAAUGUCUGGUGGAAAAAAUGGCAAUAACGGCUGCGUUUAUCUGGUGUUUAUUGUUAUGUUGGCUAAAAAGAAAUUGCUUUUCAUGAAGUGUUGCGCUUCGACAUUCCACAACUGGAACGAACCUCGUGAACUGGAGUCUUUUUAUUUCUAAUACAAAGAACAGUACUCGCACGAAAGAGUCCUUCCGUAAUGCGGCUGCGUUCCACGGAUGCAAGGUGUGCGAUUUUGACUGCGCGACAAGUAGUCUGUCGAAAGGCGAAACGCUCACGGAUACGAUCAAAAUGCUGGUGGGAUACAGCGAAAGACAGAUUACGGCUAACGUAUCAUGGCAAUCUAUCAAACAAGAUUUCAAUCUACUUCUAAAGUUGGUCUCUCUAAGCAGACGAGCUUCAUUAUCCGCUCCAAAUGGGAAGGUGUCUGCACGUGGCUAGAUUGGGCGAUUGGGGAAAAGUAUUUCGCAUCAUCUAUUUAAUCAGAGGCCUCUGCAUACUGAUCUUAGUGCGGCUCUACGCUAGAAUCCUUCGUUCGUAUCCCUCUACAAUAACAUUAGAGCAACUCCAUGUUCGACUCCAAAACCAAAGUCAUUUCCAACCAAAGUCAUUUCCAUCUCCACCCUCUACUUCUACAAUAAAGGUUCUGCCGAGUCCACGAUAUUCCUCGACCUUCCUUUAUCAACGCUGGAGAUGGGCAACACGAACACCCUUCCCAGGAACUGCUGGACGACUUCACGUUUCUAGAGCACCAAGACUGGAAGUUUGACUCGAUACAUGUAGCGCUAAUAGGCGACCUGUGGCACGGAAGGACCGUGCAUUCGAAAGUACCUAUGUAUACUAUAGUAUAUAUAAGUGCGUAUAGUUGAACCUUGUACCUAUGUAUAAUAUAGUUUACGUACUAUAAUUGAACGUCUGGGAAAUCUUAGGCAGCUCGCCGAAUAGAUUCAAAUCAUCAAUGGAAUGUUGGGCUGAUAUAUUUGAUAGUGCUUUCGGGCUUGGGCUGUACCUGUAGGAGUAGGUGUUGUAAGAGCCCCUGCCGCUGCAGCAGCUGCUUAUGAUUUCACUCUUUUAGGUUCACCUCGUCCAUGACAAACUUCUAUGUUUUUAAAGUUUCUCACACGACAUAGAAAACUAUGAAUUUUUUGAAAUAUAGGUAUUUUUUUACCUCUGCAUACCAAAAAAAAUUGAGAGGCAGACGGACUCCGGAUUUUUGGCGACGUGAAAGUGGACCUCAUAGCACCGGACGAAUUGCAAAUGCCCGAUGAGUACGUGAAGAAGAUGCAGGACAACGGUUUCACUGUCGAGAAGUACAAGUCGAUCGAUGCUUACCUUAUGAACAUUAGAUCUACUUCUACAUUUUUUGGCGUUAAUCUUGAUAUUUUAUGCAAGCAAGAAUUUGCAACAGGUAUAAGUCCUUUUCCUUACUUGUAAUGUUUUAGUUGAUCACCCUGAUGAACAGGAAUGAUGAACAGGAAUGACGAUGAUGAAUGAUGUCUACCAUAUUAUGAAACAUCCAUGUAGAGAACCUAGACCUGUAGACAACUGUUACUAGUACCUUUCUUACUCUCUAGUUCCUCAUGUAUUCUUCCUCUAACGCUGUAGCCAGUAAGAAAUGCGCAACAAUUUGGUAUUUUACACGUCUCCAGCUGGAGCGCAUGUCCGAUGAGGUGCAAAAGAAGAGCGCCGAUCUCCGAAAAGCAGUUACCUUUUCGUUGGAAAAGAUAUGGCGGCAAUAGCGAACGGAAUCUAUUCUUCUACUUCUCGUUCUUCGUCCCAUGCGCACUCCCUUGUCAGUCUCUUACAGGUUCUCCAUUCGUAGGUAGUAGUAUUACUUGCAGUAACAUUUUUCAUAAGUAGGAGAAAGUGUAUCUAUUAUAAAUCUUAAAGCCUGUUGUACUAGAAACAUCUACAACUUUCAAUCAAGUCCAACAAGGCCAACCGUUGAAAUCUUUCUUCCUUCUCUGUCUAGGGUCUAAGAAGCCACCAAUCUGAGUUGCCAGAAGGUGCGAAGUUUUACCACCCUUUGCCAAGGGACUCGAGAAAUCCUGUAAUUCCUUUUGAGGUGGAUUCUACACCCUUGAACGGCUGGGACACGCAAAGUCGAAAUGGCUAUUUCGUACGUACUGCGCUACUCGGAAUGGUGGGUGGACAUCUGGCUGUCGAUGUCGAAGUAUGACAGGAAAAAGUGUAUUCAUCGUCGACCUCAAGAAGAAGGAACUACGCACGUUGAUGACGUUCUAACUACAACUAGGAAACUGUGCUUGUUCUAACUAGGAACUUCCUGCGUUGACGCUCUAACUAGGAAAAUGCGCCUGUUCCUAAGUACCAUGAGUUCACUUUCUCCUCUCAUAUCAUGAGGAGAUGGAGGAUGUGGAUGAUGCAGAGGUGGAAGGUUGCGCAAAUGGGGGAGAGCAAGCAGAGUCUGCUGGUAACGGAGGUGUAGUUAUGGAUGUGAACUAUUUCUUGAUGAUUUUUAUUCAAUUUUUUAUCUCAACACCCACUUAAAUCCAACGCUGCUCUGUCGCCUAUAACCAUUCUGGCACUUAUCUCACGCUUAACUCGUCACUACAGAUCCCGGUUUACUACUUGUACAACUACAAUUAGAAACAGAAUAGCUUACAGACGGUGGUAGGGUGGGUACGCUGGGAUAUCGCUGUUAUAUUUGUGGUAACAAGGAGUAGAGGUACAAGUAGUUUAAUAUUGUUGAAUGGUUCUAAUCUUUCGACAAACAAUAAGCGUGAACAAAUGCUUUCCAUACUGCGACAAGGACCGCCAGUGACCGCAACCGGAAAGUGUAAACAUCCCGCAUGCGUGAGUCACGUCGACAACGGACAAAGAGAAGUCCUACAGUGGAUAGUAGACGGAAAAUGCGUCUACUGUGAUCAUCCCAUACAAUUCUCGAAGACGUGCUGAAGCUAGUCGUGAUGUGAUUUAGACGAGUACCCUUCUCGAAGACGUGCUGAAGCUAGUGUUGUGAAUAGGAGUACUUCUCUGAAGCAAACCAACGCUAGUUUUUUUUCGACUUCGCAACUUUCAAACCUAGUGAUAAAAGACUCAGACAGAUUGGUACAUCAGACUUAUACAGAUACCAGACUUAUACAGAUACCAGACUUAUACAGUAUACCGAUGCAGUUCUUCUUAUUUUCUGAACGCCAGUAAACAGUUACAUUAGAAGAAGGUGAUGACGCAAAUUUUUUCACUUCUUUUUUAAGGACGCUUUUCGACACACGUACUUUUUAAGCACAGACACGGCCGCCAAUUUCUAAAGAGUAAGUAACACUAACAGAGGGGAAAUUGCAAUUAGACAUUACCCGCAACAAGACCAGCACUGACACUAACGCUACUUUCAAUGGUGCAAUCAUACACGCACGAGUAAGUUUUUAGCGAGCUCCAAGCUUGGGC
Messenger RNA from Amoebophrya sp. A25, 4045 nucleotides. NCBI's taxonomy places the organism in Eukaryota, Dinophyceae, Syndiniales, Amoebophryaceae. The record is from the annotation of a GenBank genome assembly.